AGAGUGAAAAAAAAAAAAGAACAAUAGUCCUUUGUCAUGCAAACUCAGAGCAACAUCAUCAAAAUUUGAUCUCACUAACUUAAGUCACACAAAAAGAACAACAACAACUAGUUUCAAUUUCCUAUGAGAUACCAUCAUCAAUGGAGAUUAUCAACAACAACAAUAACAAUGGAAUUUCAAGAGAUGGAAUCCUAAGGAGUAAUAGCUCCAACACAUGGAGGAACAAUAGCAUGGAUGCUUUCUCUUCGUCCGAACGGCGCGAAGACGACGAAGAAGCUCUAAAAUGGGCCGCAAUUGAGAGGCUUCCGACGUAUUUGCGCAUUCGGAGAAGCAUGAUAAACAAUUCGGAGGUUGACAUCAAGCACAUGGGAUUAACGGAGAGGAAGAUUCUUCUUGAGAGGCUUGUCAAGAUUGCUGAAGAAGAUAAUGAGAAGUUCUUGUUGAAACUAAGAGAAAGGAUGGAAAGAGUUGGACUUGAUAUUCCAACAAUUGAAGUGAGGUUCGAGCACAUAAAUGUGGAAGCACAAGUUUAUGUUGGAAGAAGAGCAUUGCCUACACUAUUCAACUUCUAUGUGAAUGUUUUAGAGGGGUUCUUCAAUUAUCUCCACAUCAUUCCAAGUCCAAAGAAGCCUUUACACAUCCUUCAAAAUGUUAGUGGAAUCAUAAGGCCCAGAAGAAUGACUCUGUUGUUGGGACCCCCAAGCUCAGGGAAGACCACAUUGCUAUUAGCCUUAGCUGGAAAACUUGGCAAAGAUUUAAAAAAAUCAGGGAGAGUAACAUACAAUGGGCAUGGGGUAGAAGAGUUUGUGGCACAGAGAAGUUCAGCGUAUAUUGGGCAACAUGAUAAUCACAUUGGUGAAAUGACUGUUAGAGAAACCCUUGCUUUCUCUGCUAGAUGCCAAGGGGUUGGACACAACUAUGAGAUGCUGAGUGAACUUUUGAGAAGGGAGAAGGAAGCCAAGAUUAAACCAGACACUGAUGUUGAUGCUUAUAUGAAGGCAGCAGCACUAGAAGGACAACAAACUAGUGUGGUCACUGACUACAUUCUUAAGAUCUUAGGGCUUGAAGUUUGUGCUGACAUUAUGGUAGGAGAUGGAAUGAUAAGAGGAAUUUCAGGAGGUCAGAAAAAGAGAGUCACUACAGGCGAAAUGCUUGUUGGACCUAUAAAAGUGUUGUUCAUGGAUGAAAUAUCAACUGGAUUGGAUAGUUCGACAACUUUUCAGAUAAUGAAUUCGAUUCGGGAAUCGAUUCAUAUUCUGAACGGAACAGCACUUGUGUCUUUGUUACAGCCAGCACCAGAAACUUAUGAAUUGUUUGAUGAUAUAAUACUUCUAACGGAUGGACAAAUAGUGUAUCAAGGGCCAAGACAAAAUGUGCUUGAGUUCUUUGAAUCAAUGGGAUUCAAGUGUCCUCAAAGAAAAGGAGUUGCUGAUUUCUUACAAGAGGUGACAUCAAGAAAAGAUCAAUGGCAAUAUUGGGCACUCAAGGAUGAACCAUACAACUUUGUAACUGUCAAGGAUUUUGCUGAAGGCUUCCAAUUAUUCCACAUUGGUCAAAAACUUGGAGAUGAGUUGGCCAAUCCUUUUGACAAGUCAAAGAGCCAUCCAAGUGCAUUGACCACAAAAAAGUAUGGUGUAAACAAGAAAGAGCUUCUCAAGGCUUGUGCUAGCAGAGAAUUCUUGCUUAUGAAACGAAAUUCCUUUGUCUACAUCUUCAAAGCCAUACAAUUAGUUUAUUUAGCAGUCAUGACAACAACACUAUUUCUAAGACCAAAGAUGCACCGAGAUUCUGUGUUGGAUGGAGGAACUUACUUGGGUGCACUUUUCUUCACAAUCACAGUGGCAAUGUUCAAUGGAAUUGCAGAACUAAACAUGACCAUAAUGAAACUCCCUGUGUUCUACAAGCAAAGGGACCUUCUCUUCUACCCUGCAUGGGCCUAUUCUAUUCCUCCAUGGAUUCUCAAGAUUCCAAUUACACUUGUUGAAGUUUUCCUUUGGGAAGCAAUUUGUUACUAUUCUAUUGGUUUUGAUCCAAAUUUUGGAAGGGUUUUGAAGCAGUUCUUGGUAAUCUUCUGCAUCAAUCAGAUGGCGUCUUCGCUGUUUCGGUUGAUGGCAGGACUUGGAAGGGAUGUUAUAGUUGCUAACACUGUUGGUUCAUUUGCAUUGCUCAUAGUUUUGGUCUUGGGAGGAUUUGUCAUUUCAAGAGAGGAUGUGCACAAAUGGUUCUUAUGGGGCUACUGGUCCUCACCACUGAUGUAUGCCCAGAAUGCCAUUGCUGUUAAUGAGUUUCUUGGCCAUAGUUGGAGAAAGGUUCUUCCUGGUACCAAUGAAACUCUGGGAGUAUUGGUACUCAAAUCUCGUGGACUAUUCACAGAAUCGUAUUGGUUUUGGUUAGGAAUAGGAGCUUUGAUUGGUUAUGUUUUCCUCUUCAAUUUUCUCUUCACCUUGGCUUUGCAAUACCUCAGUCCAUUGAGAAAGAAUCAAGCAGGAUUGUCCCAAGAGAAAUUGCUGGAAAGGAAUGCUUCCACUCGCGAAGAGGCCGUUCAAUUAUCGACACGAAAAAGCACCACAGAAGCUAAGGUUAUAGAAGAAGCAAGCAUUUCAUCCAGGUCACUUUCUGGAAGAGUUGGUGAUUAUAAUAAUAAUAAUAGUAAUGGCAGAAGUGUAGACAUGCCACAGGAAAUGAAAAAUCAAGGGGUUUUCGAAGAUCGUCUAGAACUUUUGAAGGGUGUUAGCGGCGCUUUUAGGCCGGGAGUACUAACAGCUUUGAUGGGGGUAAGUGGAGCCGGCAAGACUACUCUGAUGGAUGUUUUGGCCGGAAGGAAAACCGGUGGAUAUAUAGAAGGAAGCAUCACAAUCUCUGGUUAUCCUAAGAAUCAAGAAACGUUUGCUCGAAUAUCCGGAUACUGCGAACAAUUUGAUAUCCACUCACCUUAUGUGACAGUCUAUGAAUCUUUGAUGUAUUCAGCAUGGCUUCGUUUACCCCAUGAAGUUGAUCCUUCAACAAGAAAGAUGUUCAUUGAGGAAGUUAUGGAGCUUGUGGAGCUUAACUCAUUGAGAGAAGCACUUGUUGGAUUGCCGGGGGAGACAGGACUUUCGACCGAGCAAAGAAAACGGCUAACAAUUGCAGUUGAGCUUGUAGCCAACCCAUCAAUAAUAUUCAUGGAUGAACCAACCUCUGGCCUUGAUGCCAGAGCAGCUGCAAUUGUAAUGAGAACUGUGAGGAACACGGUCGACACAGGCCGGACCGUGGUUUGCACCAUUCACCAGCCUAGUAUUGACAUAUUUGAUGCCUUUGAUGAGCUGUUACUCUUAAAAUUGGGAGGGGAACAAAUAUAUGCCGGCCCAUUAGGCCGCCAUUGCUCACAAUUGAUUCAAUACUUUGAGGGUAUUGAAGGAGUUCCUAAGAUCAAAGAUGGUUAUAACCCUGCAACAUGGAUGUUGGAAGUUACAUCAGCAGUAACAGAAGCAAAUCUUAAUGUCAACUUCACUGAUGUGUACAGAAGCUCAGAACUACACCGGAGAAAUAAACAACUGAUCCAAGAACUUAGUAUACCUGUACAAGGUUCACAAGAUCUAUACUUUGAUACUCAGUAUUCACAGAACUUUCUAACACAAUGCAAAGCAUGCCUAUGGAAACAACAUUUAUCAUAUUGGAGGAACACAUCUUAUACAGCAGUUAGACUGCUAUUCACAGCAAUUAUAGCUCUAGUAUUUGGGGUCAUCUUUUGGGACAUUGGCUUUAAAAGGAGAAAGGAGCAAGAUCUUUUUAAUGCAAUGGGAUCAAUGUAUGCUGCUGUUACCUUCAUUGGGGUGCAAAAUGGUGCCUCAGUGCAACCUAUGAUAGCAGUUGAGAGAACAGUCUUCUACAGAGAAAGAGCUGCUGGAAUGUAUUCAGCUUUGCCAUAUGCUCUUGCACAGGUUAUUAUUGAACUUCCGCAUAUCUUGGUUGAGGCUCUUGUUUAUGGGGUUAUAGUGUAUGCAAUGAUGGGGUUUGAUUGGACAGCAUCAAAGUUCUUGUGGUAUCUAUUCUUCAUGUACUUCACAUUCUUAUAUUACACCUUUUAUGGGAUGAUGACAAUGGCGAUAAGUCCCAACCCUCAUGUUGCUGGUAUAUUGUCCGGUGGAUUCUAUGCAAUAUGGAGCCUUUUCUCAGGCUUCAUCAUUCCCUUAUCGAGAAUACCCAUAUGGUGGAAGUGGUGCUAUUGGAUAUGCCCUGUUGCAUGGACACUGAAUGGAUUGGUGACUUCACAAUAUGGAGACAACAUGGACAAACUUGAAAAUGGUCAAAGGAUUAAGGAUUUUGUGGAGAGUUACUUUGGAUUUCACCAUGACUUUCUUGGAGUUGUUGCAAUUGUGGUGGCUGCUUUCUCACUCUUAUUUGCACUCAUUUUUGCAUUUGGCAUCAAAGUAUUCAACUUCCAAAAAAGAUGAUCAAAUCACACUGCCAUUAUCAUUGUAUAUGUGCUCUUUAAUUAAUUGUUUCUAAAAACAAUUUAUAGAAAAUCAAACACACUAGCAUUAUAUA
Molecule: messenger RNA, 4527 nt
Organism: Arachis ipaensis
Lineage: Eukaryota; Viridiplantae; Streptophyta; Magnoliopsida; Fabales; Fabaceae
Product: pleiotropic drug resistance protein 1
Cellular component (GO): membrane
Molecular function (GO): ATP hydrolysis activity; ATP binding; ABC-type transporter activity
Source: RefSeq, a predicted model, not a curated record